Messenger RNA from Dacryopinax primogenitus, 1714 nucleotides. RefSeq lists its product as uncharacterized. NCBI's taxonomy places the organism in Eukaryota, Fungi, Basidiomycota, Dacrymycetes, Dacrymycetales, Dacrymycetaceae. The transcript has 5 exons. The coding region runs from base 1 to 1656 and encodes 551 amino acids. Gene Ontology annotation, cellular component: mitochondrion. The record is from RefSeq and is a predicted model, not a curated record.
AUGCAGUCGGACGUCCAUUGGUCCUCCAUCUCCUCCCGGAUCUCUCUGAAUCUUUUACGUCGGGCAUCGUCCUGCAUGUCAGGUUCUACCCACAAUCUUUUCAGCUACACGUCGGGGUUAUGGCUCGUCAACAACGAUCUUCGUCUUACAGAGCGUAAGCACGAGUUCAAAGACGAGGAGCUCCGUCGACUUGCGGCACAAUCAGUCGGACGAACACUCCAGGAUGUCAACACCAUGCAGAAGCUCGACGAGGGAGGCUUCAACCGCAUCCUCCUCAUCACCAUGCACGACGGGUUCCAGAUGAUCGUUCGCAUCCCGUACCCCGUCACGCAACCCAAGUUCUACGCCGUUGCCAGUGAGGUUGCCACGAUGGCCUUCCUUCGUGCCCAUGGAGUUCCUGUCCCCAAGGUGUACGGCUACUCCCCUACGUCAGACAAUGCUGCGGAGACCGAGUACAUCCUCAUGGAGUUCUUGAAGGAAGCGGCUCUCGCCUCUGUCUUGCGUCAGCUUGUCCAGCUCGAGUCCCGCAUCAUGUCGAUCCCCUUUGAGGUUGGUGGAAGCCUCUACUACGUUGACGACUUGGAAAGGCAGGCAGGAGGGAACACGAGCACCCCGUUCUCGCUUAAUGGCGAGAAUUUCUGCAUCGGUCCGGAUGUCAGGUUGCAUAUGUGGUAUGGGAGAAGGUCACAGCUCGACGUGAAUCGAGGACCAUACAAAAACACGGAGGAAGCACUCGCAGCACCUGCAUUGAAGGAGAUUGCCUAUCUGGAACGUUUUGGUCAACCUCUCCUCCCGUUCCAGCGAGGCAGAAGAGAGGCAUACGAGCAUAAGAAGCAGUCGCCUUCAGACCACAUCGAAAAUCUCCAACGAUACCUUCUCAUGGCCUCCUCGCUCAUUCCCAAUGACCCAUCUCUCCGAGCAUUCUGUAUCUGUCAUCCUGAUCUCCAACCUAGCAACAUCUUGGUGUCGACCCCGCCGGACUCCAGCCAGCUGAAGAUUGUCAGCUUGAUCGACUGGCAACACGCUUCCAUCCCUCCCCGCUUCCUGCUUGCUGGUAUACCAGAUCGACUUCAGAACUAUGACGACCCAAUCUCGCAGAGACUUAUCCCACCAUCAUUUCCACCGAACGCAAACGAGAUGGAGGAAUCCGAGCUGAUGGCGGCGGUCGGACUUCACCAUGCUCGUCUAGUUCACUUCCACUACGCCAAGGGCACGGAGGAACUCAACAAGCUCCACCACGACGCCCUGUCGGACCCAACGUCUGUCUUCCUACGCCGUCUCUUCUACCAAUCCGGUGCUCCCUGGGAGGCUGAGACCCACGACUUCAAAUCUCUGCUGGUCGAGGCGACAGAGGAGUGGGGGAAGCUUGCGGGAGCUGGCGUUCCGUGCCCCGUAGAGUUCGAGCCUGAAGAUGUGAGCCGGACGAAAGCGUUUAGCGAGAGGCUACAGCUGUCCGACGAGAACGUCGAGAAUAUACGAGCUAUGAUCGGUUUCGGGACGGAGACGUGGGUCCCCGUCGACCAUUACAGGAAGGCUAAGGCACUUGCCGAGCUGCUGAAGCUGGAGCUGUUGAUGGCGAUGCCGAAGGGGGAGCUCCCAGAUAAGACUGAGGAGAACUGGUUCUUAGACGACAUGGACGAGGAGGAUUACAUGUAGUUUCGUGGUCUGGUUCGGUUUCGACACUGUGUGGUAGUGUUGAUAGUCUUGUUGUUUG